Messenger RNA from Vigna unguiculata (cowpea), 817 nucleotides. RefSeq names its product Stress responsive A/B Barrel Domain-containing protein. Lineage: Eukaryota; Viridiplantae; Streptophyta; Magnoliopsida; Fabales; Fabaceae. The record is from RefSeq and is a predicted model, not a curated record.
AGGACCCCAUUCAUGUGCCAAACCACACAAUUUUUACUAUGCCAUGGAAACAAGAUGUGCAUUAUAGUGGGUCUAAAGCUGAAAGUAUCAGUACCUUUCCCACCUUUCCUUAGAUUCAGCUGUGGAUGCUGUCUCCUGUCACUUUUCUUUUUUCUUUUACAACUUCAUUUCUAUAGCAAUGAAAGGAGUCAUGGGGUUCUGACAAACAGCAGAUCAAGAACGUGAGCCACAUUUUCAAUAUAUAUUUGUCUGAAAGGAACAAGCUUUGUGGUAUGCUAGCAAUGGGGGAAUUCAAACACUUUGUGAUUGUUAAGUUCAAGGAAGGUGUGGCAGUUGAUGAGCUCACAAAAGGGAUGGAGAAGUUGGUCUCAGAGAUUGAUGCUGUCAAGUCCUUUGAAUGGGGAAGGGACAUUGAAAGCUUAGAUGUGCUGAGACAAGGUUUCACUCAUGCCUUUUUAAUGACAUUCAACAAGAAAGAAGACUUUGCUGCAUUUCAAAGCCACCCGAAUCAUGUUGAGUUUUCCACAACAUUUUCAGCAGCAAUUGAGAACAUUGUGCUGCUGGAUUUCCCAUCUACUAUUGUCAAGGCCCCAGCAUGAUCCUCAACAUAAUAUUCCACCAAUAAAAAAACCCUCUUCAAAUUUGUUUAGUCUAUGUUUUAGCUUGUGUUUCUCUAUCUGCAGUUCUGUCAUGAGUUGUUGUUACUGCUACAUCUCGUGCACUUUGAACUCGUAGUAUUAUGGAUUAUGAAUUAUAAUGAUGAACUUUUUUGCCUUACAAUUGAUGAAUAUACACUUCUAGGAGUUAGUAUUUUGCA